AUGUCAACCAAACAAAUCCCCACCUCCCAAUACGACGACAUCACCGCCGCCGAGAGCAAAUACGUUGAUGGCCUCCAAACCGGCAGCUCCGAAACCGUCUCCGAAGCCUUCCACAAAGAUGCAAUCAUGUAUGGUCUCCUCAAUGGCAAUCUCCUCGGUGGCCCGAUCAAAAACCUCUACGAUUACAUCGACCAACACGGUUCUGCACCUCAUGUUAAGACGCGUUUGAAUGUGAUCGGCAUCACAGGUAGUACGGCUAUGGUCAAGGUGGAUAUGGAAAAGGAUGGGUCAGGCAGGGACUAUACAGAUUUCUUGACGUUGAUCAAGCUGGAUGGGAAGUGGGAGGUUAUAGCGAAGGUGUUUCAUGUUUAUGAGUGA
Aspergillus wentii DTO 134E9 is the source of this 378-nucleotide messenger RNA. RefSeq lists its product as uncharacterized. The transcript has a single exon. The coding region runs from base 1 to 378 and encodes 125 amino acids. Lineage: Eukaryota; Fungi; Ascomycota; Eurotiomycetes; Eurotiales; Aspergillaceae. The record is from RefSeq and is a predicted model, not a curated record.